Molecule: messenger RNA, 3570 nt
Organism: Trypanosoma cruzi
Lineage: Eukaryota; Euglenozoa; Kinetoplastea; Trypanosomatida; Trypanosomatidae
Exons: 1
Coding region: 1-3570 (1189 amino acids)
Source: RefSeq, a predicted model, not a curated record
AUGACGGAAUACGUUACGCCCGGGCGAAGAACACAUACAACUGCAGCAAGAGCGAAUGCUGGGGGCGGCGGAAGUGCCGGCAGACGCGUGGUGCGCUCAGCCCUUGAGCUUCUUGCGGAGACGGCGUCACCGGAGAUACUGAGGGGGAAGACAUCUUCCUCCAACACGGUGGCCCCGGCGAAAUUCACCGUCACGUAUGCCACUGCCCCAGCUUUGUCUCUUGGUGUAACGGCUCAACAGCUGCAAAAAGAACAGCAGUUGCGGCGGUCCCUACCAGCAGGGAAUGACGUGGUGACGACGGAGGAGCCCAGCACGUUGCUGUUUCUUUCACCAUCCACCGCUGCUGGAGGUGCGGACAGUGCUGUCAAGAAGCGUCUGUUCAAAAAGAAGAAAAAGACAGUGAGACUCUCCGACUCCGCCAAGAAGACGGCAAAGGCGGUGGCAAAGGAGAUGUGGGACCUGGAAACGUCUGCAGGUCCCGGCACGGCGAGUGAUGGAGAAAAAGAAAAACAGGAGAUAGGAGGAGGGCCCAUUGCCGUUGGCUUGAGCGAGAAUGAAUUGCACAACAAGGGAAGGCAGCUGACAAAAAAUGAACCUCUUUUUACGGAGGAGGAGGUGCAGGAACGGAUUUUGGAGGCAUUGAAAGCGUACGAGGUACGUCGUGAUGCGGAGGAGGAGUCUGUGCUGCAGGAAGUGGGUCAUGAGAUUGAGUCACAGAAUGAACGCUAUGAAAAAUUACUAAGGGAGAAGCAGGCCUCUGCCGAGGAGUGUGACGCUUUGAAGCUGAAGAUGGAGCAGCUGGCGCUGCAUUGUGAGGCGCUCCAAGGCACCAUUGCGGAGCUGCAGCAUGAGCUACAAGAGACUCGGGAUAGGGCAUCACGCACUGAAGUGGAACUUUGCCACGCACAGGACGAAAAGCGUCUGAAAUCCGCCGAGUUGCAGCAGGAGCUUAACUUUGAAAAGGCGCAGUGGAAGCUGGCCCAGGAGGAGAUGCAGCGACAGAUCACUGAGUUUGAGGCGCAGUUGCGAUCCCGCACAUUUGAGUGGCAUGAAUUACAGGAAACGACACGUACGAAAGAGAAUAAACAAGCUUGGCUCUCGGAACAGUUAGAGGCGUGUCGGACAGAGCUUGAGGAGUGGCGGCAGAGGAAUAGUGAAACCCAGGCGGCAGCUGUAGAGUUAAAGGAAUUGAUUGAAGCAAAAGAAGCCCUAAUUCGACAGCUACAACUCAAAGUACAGGAAGCCGAGAAAAGUGCGAAACGGGCUACAACAUCAUCACGCGACGAACAGACCCAACUUGAGUCGCGUCUACGAUCUGUUGAGGAGGCAUUGCAACAACAGACAGAUGAGGUCCGGCGGAAGAUGCAUCGUGUUCACGUUCUUGAAACGGAGCUGGCUAGGGUAGAGGAGGCAAAGAAGACACAGCAGCGUCUUAUUCACGAGGCUACCAAUCGCUUCUUUUCCGUUCACUCCACACUGGAGACGUUUGUAGGUAUGUUUCGUAAUGGCUGUUCCUCGCGAGCAUCCCCACGGGGGCUGCGGGACACACUUUUUCCAGCUUCAGAGUGGUGCGAUGCGCAUUCUGGGGCUGUGGAGGAUUUGUUUGCGACAGAGAAUGAUGCUUUGUGUUAUGGUCAGAAGGAUGACGACGAGGAGGGGUGUGUGGAAGAUGCAAAUGGCAGCUUUUUUGAACUUAUCACAUGCAAAGAGCUUCGGGACGAUCUGCGGCAAGUGCGUUUCCGCUUGGGGGGGAAUAAGGUCCUUACACAGCAACAAAGGCAAAAUGCUCAGCGAUCGCGAGGCAAUAUGCAUCCAACAGCUUCUAAAAAAUUUGCUAACAAUAACGGUGAUGAAGUGGACGAGAGUGGUCGAUUGCAGCGGUGUCAUCGACUAUGUGAACGCCUAUUGGAGACACUGCGGCGUCUCUACCUUCAGCACCGGAAGGAGUUGCAGCGCCGCCUCCAGCACAUGGAAGCACGACAGGCCGAACAAAGCAAAUCAGAGUUGAAACACUGCCAGGAUGCGCUUGCCGCGUGCCAAAGGAGCCUAGAAGAGAGCAAGCAACGGGAGCGGUUACUGAGUGAAGAAUGUUGCCAGCGGAAGAGCGAGGUGAAGCGGUUAGAGGCUGCGCUUGUAGAGCUACAUGCUGCCGAGCAGGAGGUGAGGGUGCAGCAGAAGAGUUCAACGGAUCGCAUGGAGGAGCUACAGCGCGAGCGCGGUAUCUUGCGUAUCCAGCUGGAUGCAAGCCAGCGGGACUGUGUGGAGUUGCGUGAGCGAUACGAGUUGGUACGUGAGGAGACGGAAGAGGUACGAGAGCGCGUGCGUCUUCUUGAGAAAAGCCAACGUUUGCAAGAGGAGGCGAUGGAGGCGAAGGCGAAGGUGUUGGCAAGGCUGGCUCGCUGCACGGAGAAACUGAAGAAAACGGAGGAAGAGUGCAAGUCUCUGCGUGACGAAAAUGAGGUUCUUUCAAACAAGAUGAAAUCCAUGCUUUUGCAGCUCCAGACGUCCCGUGUGGAACAGCGCAACAAGAGCACGACAGCAUCGGUGCGGCAACAACAACAACAACAACAACAGGAGGAGGAGUUAAAUAAACUAAAGAAGGAAAUGGGGGAGUUGCGUACACUGCAAGAAUCCACAGCCGCCCUGCAUGCCAGAGAGAGUGCGGAGGCCGAGCUCUCCGUAAAGAAACUUACUGCACAGAACGAAGAGCUGCGUGAGGAAUUGGCUAAACGGCAGCGUGCGCUUGCUGACGCCCUCAGUGACGUGGAGUUGCAAAAGCGGGCGGAGGCAACCACGCUGCGUACUCUGGUGAGCAUUCACCAAGCCGGCAGUGAGGGGUCAAAUGAGACCUGCGCGGAUGGUAACAGCCCGCGCGGGGUGCAACAACGGCUAUUUGAUGCGAGUCUUAUAAUUCAAUCAGAGGAUGGCGUGACUGAGAAUCGAGGAGAGAUUUCAAUCUUUGAACUUCGCGGGCGUGUCGUCUCUCUGGCGCAGCGGGCCGCCUUGGAACUUGCGAGGCUGAGGGAGGCCAUUCCCCCGGGACCGCAUGUUGAGAGGAGUGAGACGCUGGAGAGUUUUCGGGCAGCGGAAAAGGUUGCGUGGGAGGCGGCGCAGAGCUCUGCCGCUCGACGGCAACCGUGCAUUGAGGAAAACGGAGAGCCCGUGCCGUCAGCGCAGCCACCGUCUCGGCGAACGGCGCCAGUGUUGCGCAGCAGUCUUCAAAAGCAGCAGCAACAACUGCAACAACAAAACAAGAAAAAUCUGCCGUGUCAUACGCUCGGGACUCCUUGUCGGCGCUCCCCAGCGCAGAAUUCACCAUCGCCGAAACAGGUGGGGAGAGAUGUGCUUCCUAUCGGUUUCUUCCCCCGAAGUCACUCCGUGUUUGCGGUGGGUCCCGAUGCAAUGAAAAGAACUGUAGGGAACGAGCGCAGUUUGCCUUGUCGUGGUGCUUCUUCCUCUUCACUGACUUCAGCCGGUGGUGUGUCGAGGUCUCGCUCGGCUCGGGGUGUCUUGGAUGGCAGUUCUUCACCGGUCAGACCGCCAAUGCUUCGAGCAACUUCAGUGCGUUGA